Molecule: messenger RNA, 1390 nt
Organism: Actinia tenebrosa (Australian red waratah sea anemone)
Lineage: Eukaryota; Metazoa; Cnidaria; Anthozoa; Actiniaria; Actiniidae
Source: RefSeq, a predicted model, not a curated record
AGUUAAGUCGUUCUUAGACAAGAGCCGACAAUGAGUCAACCACAGCCGAUAAUCACGGAAGAGCCGCAGCCACAGGCGCCACCCGGAUUUGAUCAGCCUCUCCCAGGGCAAUAUCCCCAAGAUUAUCCCCCUCCGGUACAGCCGGUGAUGCAGCAAGGUCAGCCAAUGAUGCAGCAAGGUCAGCCAAUGAUGCAGCAAGGUCAGCCAAUGAUGCAGCAAGGUCAGCCAAUGAUGCAGCAAGGUCAGCCAAUGAUGCAGCAAGGUCAGCCAAUGAUGCAGCAAGGUCAGCCAAUGAUGCAGCAAGGUCAGCCAAUGAUGCAGCAAGGUCAACCAAUGAUACAGCCGGCUCACAUGAUACCAAUGCAGUCCCAACCUUCCAACACUACGAACGUGGUAAUGAUUAACCAGCAAUCUGCUGCCCCUACUGCCCCACGAGAGUGGAGUACGGGAUUGUGUGGCUGCUGCGACGACUGUGGCACUUGUUGUUAUGCGAUUUUCUGUGGAGGAUUGUUGUUGGCUAACAUUGCUGAACGUCUUGGAGAGGGCAGCUGCUUUGCCUUUUGUUGCCGCAAUGCUCUCCUUAGCCUCAGGAUAAAAUUCAGAACAGAGCAAAACAUCCAGGGUUCACUGUGGGAUGACAACGUUGAAGUUAACUGUUGCUACUAUUGCGUCCUCUGUCAGCUAGCGAGGGAGCUUGACCACGUUCAACGCAUUCAAACACGCUAGCGUCACGUUACAAGAUAUUUGAUUUAUCGGGAAAAAAGGAGUUUAUUAUCAAAUUUUUUAAAACGAUAAUAGUAAAAUUCUAAAGUAUCUUUGUGGAAGUUUUGAAUGUGUCUAGCCUAAUAUAUAAUUAAUAACGAGGCUGUUACUGACACACACUUCUUUGCGGUAAAAAUGCAUAGUUUCAAAAAUGUAUAUCUUAAUCAAGGGUAAACUUUACAAAACUCUACAAAACUUUGUAGUUUUACUCUGAUAGUAGCUAUGUGAUGAAUUUGAUCGUAGUAAUCUUCUUUUUCCGAUAAAUCAAUUAGGGAGCGUAGCUGAGCGUCAUAAUGGUCAAUUAGUGACUCAUUAGUCCUGUACAGUGGAUUCAUGUACAGUCUUUAUGUAGCGGCCUACUUCCGGUAGAGCACGUGAUUGCCACGUGCCCGCGCGUGCCAGUAAUUUUACUGACCUCAAGGGCACACAACACACAGUUGUGAACAUUGUUUGAGUCCACAUUAGUUUGAGUUCUUUAGAAGACUCACUGAAGUUACGCAGCAACAACAAGCUUUAUUUCUUGCCUUUGAAUUGGGAUUCAUGUGGAUUUAGUGUAAUUCAUGCAGUAGAAGUUGAAAUGUAUGGAUAAUUCGCAUGUAAAGGAAAUAAAUUCGUCAACUCAGUGAAA